CCCGCUCACCCUUCACCUCUCGCCUUUCCCCUCACCUCUCCCUCUUCUCCCCUUAUUCCCUCCUGUCUCUUUGUCUUCUUCCCUCUCUCUCUCCCCGUUUCCCCGGCGCCCUUCCUUCAAGUUCUCCAUUAUUCUCUCCUUUCUCGUUUCCCCCCACCCGGCUUCUUCUCUUCCCCCUCUCAUCCCCGGCUGCCUCCGCUCUCCGGUUGCUGAGCUCACUUCCUGUCGCUGGGUGAGCAACAGUGGUCGGGAUCGGGAUCCGAAUCCGGAUCGGGAGGAGGACUGGAGAGCGGUCGGGAUUGGGACAGGUGCUGAGUGACUGGUGACCCUAAUAGAAGAAAAAUGCCCAAAAGCAAUUAAUAGAGUCUGAACUGGACGCGAAGCAAAGUGGAGAAAAGUUGUGGGAGCCUUUCCUCAGCAAUGUCUAUUACCGACCUCAGUUCCACCGCCUGACACCACAGCUUUAUCACCAAGCAGAGUUAAUGAUAUCAUCGCAGAGCCAGUACACGGGAUUUGGAAUGGGCUUUGGGAACUUGCCAUUGGGCACUGGUGGGUUGCCCGCCUUCAAAUUCUGUUCAAGACAUGAAAGCAUAGACUGGAGGCGGUUCAGUGCUAUAGAUGUGGAGCGAGUGGCCAGGGAACUGGAUAUUUCUGCCCUCCAGGAGAACAUCAUGAGUGUGACCUUCUGUAACCUGGACUCUGAAAGAUGUCCCUGCUGUCAGAACCCGGUUGACCCAGUCUUAUUGAAGGUAUUCAAGCUAGCCCAACUAAACACAGAAUACCUUCUUCACUCUCAGGACUUCUUCACAAGCAGCAUUCAAGCACUGGAGGAGCAGCUGCAGUUAACCUUGGAAGAGCUGGGGAAGAGCAGGGAGGAAAUAGCUAAGAAGACGGAGGAGCUGAAGGCAGUGAAAGAGGAGGGCCGACGUCGCAAGAAGAUGAUUGCCACUCUUCAGCUGCUUGUACAGGCAGGAGCCAAUAACUAUCAUAAGUGCCGACUCUGCGACAAGGCAUUUGUGAACUAUUCCUUCCUGCAAGGACAUGUCGAGCGGCGCCACCCAGAGGUCACUCAUGCUGAAAGGAAGACGAAGCAGCAAACCGAGCAGAUCGUGGAUGAGAUCGAGGAGCUCAGGGAGCGGUUGCGCAUCAGCCAGUCACAGCUGGAAGUCGAACGGGAGGCUGAUUCUAUCAGGCGAAGCCAGGAAUCGGAAAAUAUCCGUAGGAGAGAGGAAGAACUGAGGAAGGAAUUUGAAAGUUGGAAAGAGGAAGAAAGGAAAAAGAUCUUUCAAGAAAUGGAUAGCCUGCGACAGCAACUUCUAAUGGAGUUCCAGGGCGUGGCAUCAAAGAACCUGUCUAUUGAAGCAAAACUGCAGGAGAUUCAGUCAAGAAGUCCAGUUAUUUCCAAAGUGGAGACGUUUCAUGAGAAGGAUCAAACAGAUGAACUGAGAAACUUGAAGGAGAAAUAUGAGAAAUUGAAAAAGGAAUCCAAAAAAAAACUCAAAGAACUUCAAGCUGAGCAUGUGACUGAACAGGAAGAGAUGAGGACUGAAAAUGAGAGGCUGAGGUCUACUUUAUCAGAAGACCAGCGAGCAAUGUCGGAUUAUUUCCAGAAACAAAUCAAUACGCUCUCUGCAAAGGUCAAAGAACAGGGUGCGGUCAUCUCAUCUCAGAAGAAUCAGAUCAAGAAUCUUUCUACUCGACCAAUUCAAGCUGCUGCCGAGAGCCAAGAUUCAGAAUCUGAGAAAGAUGAUGAUUUGGAGAGUACACUAGACCGCAAGCAGCAGCUCCUGGACACCCUGAGGCAGAAUCCAAAAUUCAUCAAACAGUUUCGCCCCAUCCUGGAAGAGUCUUUACAGGAGAAGUUGGAAAGCAUGGGCCUUAAAAAGGGUUCAAAAGGAAUCCCAGCUCAGACCAUGAAGAACAUGAGCUUGACAGUGGAGAAACAACGCGAGAGCAAGGCCAAGCACUUCCAUGAGUUCACCAGCCUCCGCAAGCACUUUGCAAAGAUCGUCAUUGAGAAGGUUAAAGAGAAGCAACACAGUGAAGGUUACACCUCCCCCCCACUUCAGUCAGGUAAAGCGCGGAGACGCACCAGCUCAUCACCGAAACCAGUGGCUAACAGCAAGCGCCCUAGGGCUGUCCUGUCAAAACCGUCUCGUGUGAUUGACCCAAAGGUCUAUCAGACUGAAACACCCAAGCCUGCUGCACAGCACUCAACUGCCAGUCCUUCCCAUUCAGCUGCACUCAGCACCAGCACACCUCCGUUCUCUUCUGACGAUGAGUCCAUUGUGGACAGCGCCUAUGUCACCAGUGUGGGUGUCAAGGAUGCACCAAAAGUUAACGUCAUCCUGUCUAGGCAGAAGCAGAAGCAGGCUACUAUGAGUGACGAUGACAACUGGUCAGACACGGACGUCUCGACUGGGGCCCCAAGUCCACUUGCAGCCCCCACAGUCCGCAGCCCACCAGGGACUAUGGUUCAAAGUUUGGCUAGGACUUUAGAGAAUCAGCUGAGUUCUUCGGCGAAGAAACCCAUUGGGGGUGUUAAACUCCUGCCUGCAGCACAGGCUGCCCUUCGAACCUCCCCAAAGAACAGCACCAUGGUGACGAAGUUGCAGUUGUCAGACGAUGAGGAGAGUGAGCUUGACAUCUCAUCCAUUGAAGAUGUGUCAGAAGAGUUUGCCUCUAAAGUGCAAACGAUGAAACCUGUGCCUGUGCCAGCACCGAGGCAAAGUACUGAGCCGUCUCUUUCUCAAGGAACCAGUGUCUGGAGCUCGUUGGCCAGCAGAGGGGCAGGGCAAAAGGAGGCCAUCGUGGCAACUUCACUAAAAAGCAGCAGUUUUGCCACCGUGACAGACAUCAGUGACUCCGAACUGAACUUCCCCUGACCACUGGCAGGAUCGGCUUCAGUGGAGAGAACCGCUCCAGUUUGGCCUCACUCCUCCAGCAAGUGACCCCUUGGGCCCACCAGAUGUGGUGGGUCUUGUGCAAAGGUGCCUCCUUGCAAACCUGCUUGUUAACUUGAGUGCCUGUUUGUCAACUCUGGUGUAGUAAAUUCCUGGAGACUUCGUUAGAUGAGCUCCUGCCACCAACCACCCUUCCCCACUGUCUGCUAAGCACCUUCUCCUCACUGCCUUCCUCUGCCCAGAGGAGAGCAAAUGGACUUCACUGUUCAAGUUAAUGAUUUGAUUGAGUCAUAGCCCAAUAUUUUUAUAUUUAAUAAAUAAUUAUUCAUU
Hypanus sabinus (Atlantic stingray) is the source of this 3233-nucleotide messenger RNA. RefSeq names its product cilium assembly protein DZIP1L-like. The transcript has 18 exons. Gene Ontology annotation, biological process: cilium assembly. Lineage: Eukaryota; Metazoa; Chordata; Chondrichthyes; Myliobatiformes; Dasyatidae. The record is from RefSeq and is a predicted model, not a curated record. The coding region runs from base 483 to 2885 and encodes 800 amino acids. Gene Ontology annotation, cellular component: ciliary basal body; cytoplasm.